This is a messenger RNA of Iphiclides podalirius (scarce swallowtail), 375 nucleotides long. NCBI's taxonomy places the organism in Eukaryota, Metazoa, Arthropoda, Insecta, Lepidoptera, Papilionidae. The record is from the annotation of a GenBank genome assembly.
AUGCGCGGUUUAUUUUGGAAACUUUGCGACUUCGAUUCGACGUUGUCGUUUUGCAACGCCCCUCUUGUCGGUGGCGGCGGCAGAGAGAGUUCGUUAGCACCGACCCACGUCGUCGUCGCGUCUCGUAAUGCGCGAACGGUGACCGAAACGGGCUUGCUGAAAGCAGACGUGGGCGAAGAAAACACUCCGUUCGGUGUUCUGUCCACUAGUCCCGGUUGUCGUAAUAUGCAGAGCGUGCUGCCCCAUCGUCUUAAACCCCCCCCCCCCCCCCCCCCCCCCCAUCCCAACCAAUCUCCCGCCGUGCCCCGGGCGAUGUGUGUCUCCAAUCUUCUUAAGCGAUCUCGGGGUCAAGCGUGUUCGCCCGGUAUCAUUUUC